AUGUCAUCGAAUGGGCCUUACAAUUAUUCAUAUAUUUUCAAGUAUAUUAUCAUUGGUGAUAUGGGCGUUGGAAAAUCGUGCUUAUUGCAUCAAUUCACCGAAAAGAAGUUUAUGGCCGACUGUCCUCAUACAAUAGGCGUUGAAUUUGGAACACGUAUUAUCGAAGUGAGUGGACAGAAAAUCAAAUUACAAAUAUGGGAUACAGCUGGUCAAGAAAGGUCAACAGAUAUUUUAGAAAGUCGACAAAGAGCAUUAAGAUCCUAUAGGCACAAUUGCACUCAGAUUCUUUGCAAUAAGCAACUGAUAGAUAAUCGCAGAAAUUCCUCACAUAAUUCUAGAUUUCGGGCAGUGACUCGUUCAUAUUACCGAGGUGCUGCUGGUGCUCUGAUGGUUUAUGAUAUCACGCGACGUUCAACUUACAAUCAUCUGAGCAGUUGGCUAGCAGAUGCCAGAAAUCUUACGCAUCCAAAUACGGUGAUAUUUCUGAUCGGAAACAAAAGUGAUUUAGAUGGACAAAGGGAUGUCACAUUUGAGGAAGCAAAAGCAUUUGCAGAUGAAAAUGGUUUAACUUUUUUGGAAUGCUCUGCAAAAACUGGUGAUAACGUGGAAGAUGCUUUCUUGGAUACUGCAAGAAAAAUUUAUCAAAAUAUUAAGGAUGGCAGUCUCGAUUUGAAUCAAGCUGAUACAGGUGUUCAACCAAAACAAACUUUGCCUCGUUCAGCACAGUCAGCGGGACAAGAAGGAAAGAAUUGUAAUUGUUAG
Molecule: messenger RNA, 762 nt
Organism: Acanthocheilonema viteae
Lineage: Eukaryota; Metazoa; Nematoda; Chromadorea; Rhabditida; Onchocercidae
Source: the annotation of a GenBank genome assembly